AUGGUGUUGGAGUAUGCCUCUAGACUACGCCUGAAUAGCUCAAGCGACUCUCAUCCCCAGCUGGAAGUUUGUGGCUUUCCUAGUAGCGGCUUUUAUGUCUAUCGUAAUCUCCUGUGCUCACAUGCCACGUCAUAUCCAGGAUAUGAUCUACUCGCCUUGGUCAAGGAAAGAAAGAAGCCCAGUCUUAUCGCCUUAGGAUUCGCAGUGGCUAGAAAACGCAGUAUCAGACUCAAGAAUCCAUUAGUAUCUAAAUCAAGUAUGUCAAUUCAGUGUGGAUCUCGCAGCUCAGAGCUUCGCAAACACGUUUUACAAUCUUGCAGGAAGAUAGCAGAGCCUACUCACGAACUCAAGAAAGCCCAAACGCAUCUCCGUGAAACAGAGAGCGGAACAUUACUGGAAGAGAGGCAAUCCGUACCAUCCCUUGAAUGGCUUUCGGGUCUUCGAAAGAAGAAUUGCAUGAUUCCUAUAGCCUCACUGCUUGAACCCUACACGAUGCAUCUGACUUGGUGGCUAGAUUCCGAAGAAAAUAGGCCUUUUUAUUCUCAAUGCGCUGUUGUUACACUACACUCGCAAUCUAACCAGAACCUGAGAUCAUUUCGAAUAGUGAACGGUGUCCUUCCUCAUGCUUUGAUGGAUGAAAAAGGCCUACAUACUAUCGGGGAGAGCUGCACUGUUGGGAAGGUAUACAUCUUUCCAUUAGCAAGUCACCGUCUUGUCGGGGGAAUUUCCUUCUACCACUGGUCUUCCGCCUCAACUCAGUUAAAUUGCCGCGUGACGAAACUGUCUCUAGUCGUCCCUUAUGAUAUCAGAAGCCGAGAUUGUGAAUGCCAGCUUUACCCAACGCAAGAGUUGCGAAUGGGUGAAAUAUGGCCUGAAGCAAACAUGCGAGCCGAAACACAACAUUCUAUUCCUGAUAGUCUAGGAACAAGGAUAUUCAAAGAUGGUGAAUGCGAAAUCUUGAAUAUUCAUUGA
Messenger RNA from Aspergillus homomorphus CBS 101889, 972 nucleotides. RefSeq lists its product as uncharacterized. The transcript has 11 exons. Lineage: Eukaryota; Fungi; Ascomycota; Eurotiomycetes; Eurotiales; Aspergillaceae. Bases 1 to 972 code for a protein of 323 amino acids. The record is from RefSeq and is a predicted model, not a curated record.